This is a messenger RNA of Doryrhamphus excisus (bluestripe pipefish), 15542 nucleotides long. Lineage: Eukaryota; Metazoa; Chordata; Actinopteri; Syngnathiformes; Syngnathidae. The record is from RefSeq and is a predicted model, not a curated record.
CUGGCGUUAAGCACGAAAGAGUAAUGGCGUCAGUGUUCAUGUCUCGUUUAAGUUCCGAAAAAGACGUGUUCCAGCUGAAUGUAACACAAGUUACCCGUGGUGGAACACAACCGGGGAAGUUUAACAAAACUCAUCCCGCAUUUGAAUACGCGUUACACGGGAAACUCCCACGGGACAAGAAGAAGCCAUUAGCUAUAGCAGAAAAGACGACUAGCCCCUGUCGGUGGCGGACCAGAGUGGGCAGACGGAACUUGCUGACCACCGCGUCCAACGGCAGCGCUAACGGGCUCCAGGAGAUCUCCGACAGGCUCGCCGACAACUUCUCCAUCCUCCCGGGUCAUCACUGUGCCGGAGAGGAGGAGGGUGAAGAUGAUGGCGGCGGUGCUUGUUUGGUUGAAGGAAGCGGCAGUGUCAGUAAAGCGUCUACACAGCAGACCAGUGAGAGACUCAUCCUGCAUGGCACAAUCAACGAUCUCAGAGAAUCCUGCUACUGUGGGCUGCAAAGAGCAUUUGGAGCAAUGGUGGCAUGCUGCUGAGCUAAAAGAAGCAAAGAAGGGGAAUUAUCGGCUUUUGCAAGAGGAAACGUAUAAAGAAAGAGCCGGUGAGGCGGCGAUGGAGACGAACAGGAAAUUCAAGACUGCAGUCAGAACACAAAAGAGCGGUGGAAGGAGGCUCUGCUGCCAUUCAAGCCUUGUCUCAGCUCCUGAUUGUGCAGCGCCAAACAAUCUGAGAUCCCAUCAUUGCAAGUAGCCAAAGGUACCACUAGACCUGGACACAGCUUCAUUCUGGUCCACCAAGUCCACCAGUGUGCACUGCGCUUGAGUCGCAGCAGUGUGCCAAAACGAUAGAAAUCCCUGCCUGGUUCACCUGAAAAUCAACGAACUGAAAGUAAAUGGACUGAACCACCCCGCCACUCAUCUCCCAUGGAUAAUCUCAAGAGUAUGUGUUCCUGCCUUGAGGGAGGUAGGGUGGAGGAUUUUGCCCAGUUGCUGCAGGACUGCCACCACAAACUGAAAUUCCUACAGGAGAAAAUGUCAGAAUCAUCAGUCACACACAUGGAGGCUUUGAUCCAACAAAUAACAAAGCUAGACAAAGAUCUUGUGCAACUUGUUGCGUCCAAGCACUCCAUCUGUAGCAGCUGCACGUCUGAAAAUAAAGCUGGGCUGCACCAACAAGUCAGUGCACCCCAAAGCCACACGAUGGCGCUGGAUCCUAGCAGCCAGUGGAAACAACCCUGCUGUCUGAUGCAGGAAUGUGAUGCAAGGUUGCGAGUGUUGUCCUCAGGAGUUUCAGACCUGCAGAAGACUGCAGAGUCCAGCACACAAGAGGUGCUUCCAGUCGAUGUCACCAUGACUAUCCAAUCCAUCAAUAAAGACAUUGACAGACUGAGGUCCAUUUUUCAGAAAGUGAACAUGGCUAACGUGGGGGAGAAAGUCAGGAGCCAAACAGUCCAAUCAAAACCAUCCCUGGCUGACAAGGCUACAGAGGUUACGCAAGGGGAAAGAGACGUAGACUCUGAAGUUGCGCCUUUGAACAACAACACAGAAAGACGUUAUUCUUCCACAGAGGCUGCCAUGCAUACGUCAAAUCUUCUGGAUACCAAACAAGUCCAACAAAAGACAGACAGCUCUGUCCAACAUACUUCAGAUCGCUUCAAAGAUGCCUUUGCCGCUAUUCACUUAUCAUGUCCUGAUCAUUUCAAGUCUCAAAAAGAGAUGCUUUUAUCUUCCCCUAAAACUGACACAAACAUCUUAAAGACACUUGGGCGAAAACAUGACCUCAGCACCUUACAAGAUCCUUCAACAAGUGACCUUUCUGCGGCCAAAUGUUCAUCAUCAGAGGAGGACGUGUUGGACUCGGGACAACCAGACACACUGAAGGCAAUAACUGAUACAGAUAUGCUUGGUAAGGAUGUCAGCAGAAGCCCAAAGACUGUGCUUACAAUUGUAGAGAAAGAUGCCGUCAAAUUACCACAAUACGCAGAAACCCAUGAAAAGACACACGCUGUGGCCUCUGAGUCAUGUGACCUCAUCACAGACACAUUUCCGGAUGCCAAUCUAGAAGACAUUACAGAUAAGUGUCACCCUGAGGCGCAAACACGCCAAAAUAAGCAUUUGAUUCCAAAGAGAUGGACUGAUUACACAGUGGCUGACUUACUGUCAUCAUUGGAGGACGCAGAAGUGAUGCAAGUUGGAGAAGACAUGGAGCGUGAGAGUGCGGAGGAGCUGGCGGAUGACCAAGAGAGGACACCUGAGUCACCUGGACUGUCUUCAUAUAAACGCAGAUCUACCAUGCAGGACAUUUUGUCUCAGAUCCAGAACAUGAUAGAAAAAAGCAACAUUCUAAAUAGGACAUUACACAUGGAUUUAAAUUGGUGCCUUCAGUCAUCACCCAGUGAAGCGGAGAUCAGAAUGGUAAGAACAGUGCAAAAGAUUCUACUAUGUCGCUAUCAUCCAGCACAGCUGGAUAUCUCAGCCAUGGCCAAACAACUGGAGGAGGCAGAGGACUACAAGCGUAGCGUGGUGGACCAAGUUGCCAUGAUGAAAAGUACCAAUUUAUCUCACCUUUGGAGUCCAAAUGUUUUGAAAAGACUGGAAGCCCAGUGGAGUACUGCGCUUCUGGAUGCAUCCGCUACAGUUCAAGUCAAAACAGCACAACUGGAUCAGGUCAAACGCUAUCACAGUCAGCUGAAGAAAACCAAAGCUUUCCUGGAGGCCGUAGCAGCUCAGAAGAACAAAAUGAACUUGCAUUCUUUGGGGAGCAGCACUUUACAAGCUGAAAAGUUCAACUCCCUUCUACAAUCUUUGGAGUAUCGUGAAGAAAUGUGGCAAGAGCUUCUUGCAUUGAGUAGCCACUUGGCCGUGCAUUUGAGUGAUGCUGAAAGUUCUGGUGCUCUUCUGGCUCAGCUUGGAGAUGUCCAGGAUGAUUGGAGGCUUUUGAAAGGAAGCAUCAAGAGAGCCUUAUGGCACGCCGCUAACAUUGCAUCACAAUCCUCCCUUCUUAUGAAGGAGGCUAAACAGCUUAAGGACAAAAUUGGAGCUAUCCAAGAAUCCAUUCUGUGCCAUGACACCAAAAGCACUUUUGAACUGAUUUGCCUAAGCACAAACUUAAAAAUGUGCAACCAGCUGCAUGUUCACUUACAGUCCAUGUCAGAUUCUCUUUUCCAGUUCUCUGUGGGACAAAAAGAGAAGUAUGGCAUUAAACAUUACCUGGAAGAGUUGGGGACCUUACUGAGAACCACCAAAAGCAACUCUGAUGAAGCCUUUGCAGCUGCAAAGCAGUUCAAAGACUGGAUCACAUGGGCGAAGCAGAUCGAAUACCAUAUUUUGAUUUCCAAGAAGUUGUCUCUUUUCCCAGAAGAAGCUCAUAUUCAGAUUGCUGAGAUGAAUGAAUAUCGCACUGAGAUAAUGACGAGAAGGUCACAAAUGAAGCUUAGUGAAGCUUCCGAAAUUGAUAAUGAGGACCAAAUGUUGAAUGCAGUAGAAGAUCUGUAUGAAAUCAUCACCGAAAGCUUGGAUCAGGUUCUCCACACAAUGACAGCAAAUCUACAGGAAAGGGAGAAACUAUUACUCCAACUUGAUAGCAUGGAUGCUUGGCUAAAAGAAAGAAGUACUAACAGAGACCCUUGUGCUCAUGUUGAAAACGUGUUAAGAGUCGACAUCAGCGCACUUGAGAGCAAGCUAGAAAGUCACCAAGUAGCUGCUCAUGAUAUCAAAAAACAUCUAAGCAUGGUUGAGGCUUUGGAGAAAAGAUGCAAAGAAGUAGCAGAAGGCCUAACCCCUGGGGAGAGCCGCUACCUUGUCAACAGGCUCUCCGGCAUCUGGACAGAAUUAGAUGGAUUGCUGGCACGGGAGACAGCGACCAGCUGGCAUUUGGAAGAGCUGAUUCAUGAGCGUACCUCUUCUGAUGAGGAACUAGCCACCAUUAAGGAUAGUCUGAAGAACAUAGCGUCUUGUUUGGACCAGCAGAGGUUCCCAAUGACACAGGAAACACCCUCAACGAUUACCCUCCUGAAGCACAUGCUCAUGGAGCACCAAUGUCAAGUACAGGAGAUUCAACACUGCAAGGAGGUGCAACGUAGCUCUCUGCUGUGCACCAUUGGAGAACUGCAAGAGAGGUGCAAAGUUCUUAGUAUUCACAUAAUUGAGCAAGACAAGUAUCUGCACCUGAAGAAACAAAUGGAGGAUUCAAGAGACAUUGGAAAAGAGCAAAUCCAGCAAGCCAAAAAUAGAAGUUCAAGUUUGGGUGAGAGGUUCAGGGUAUGCCAGGUCCUCUUGGUUGAGCUCCCAAUGAUGAAGACACAGUGUCAAGAAGCAGCAGACCAACUGGAGGUGAUCGCCCAAGAGCUUUACCCGACAGAGCUGAAUUCAGAAAGGCGACGCAUUCGCUGCACGGUGGAGAUGUUUGCUUCUUGGGAGCACGCUGCCACAGAUGAGAUAAAACAUCUAGAAUGCAAGCUUCUUAUGGGUUUGCACUUUUCCUCCGAGCUCGCUGCUUUAAAGCACUUUUUUCAAAGAACAACAAAGGAGCUGCAAGACACCGAACCAGUCAGUCCAGACGAAAAAAACAUUGAUGUUGCGCUACUAAGGCGUUGGGUUAUCUGGAGAAACAUGGAGUCUGGGAUGCGAGUGUUGCAUGUUUUGGCUUGGAAAGGGAAAAUCAACCUCAAAAGUCACAGUGAUCUGGAGUUACUUCAAGAUGCUGCCAUGCAGAAAUGUCAUAUACAGAUGGAAAGUUUGUCCAAGGCGCGAGAGUCCUUAAAGGAUUACCACUGGGCUGCUCAAGGAGCGAUUCACUUCCUUCAUAAUGCUGAAAUUACAUUUUUAUCAGCUCCUGGUGGGUUUCUGGACUGUACGGAGGAACAACAUCAGACUCAGCAGGCCAUUGAAGCCCUCGAAGAUGGAUUUCAAGCUCACAUCCAGCACCUUAUUGAACUGGUGCCCCAACAACCCUGCCUUUCUUGUGCAAAGACUGAAGAUCUGCACAUCAGCAUUGUGAGCCGGUUGUUGGUGGGACGAGCCAUACUGGAGGCUCAAGCUAAGCUCAGACUGGAUUCCUUGCAGAGAUGUGAACUUCGACAACAAAGCCAUGGGGCUUGCCAUUUAGACAUACAGUAUCAACUGACUGGAUUUGAAGCCCAGCUGUCUGAAUGUGCUUCAGAGGAAGUGACCUCAUAUGAUAAAUGUGCAACACAACACAAAAGAGCUAAGGGUCUGAUGGAAGUUGUUCGGAUGCUUGCUGGAAGGAUAGAAGAACUUCGAUGUAGAUGUCCCAUGCAGGGUUGUGGAGUUGGAAAGGAUGGUGAGCUAGGUGCCUUGUGGAGGCGCUGGGUAUCACUGCGGCAUGGUGUUGGUCUGCUCAUGGCACAAACCGAUCAGAGAGUGGAGGAAUGGAAAGACAUCACAACUAGUGUGGAGCAGUGUUGCAGCACACUGUCUACACUCCAAGUCAAAGUUUCUGACUCCUCCACUGCAGUGUUCACCCAAGAUGAACUCCAAAAGCUUCUUGCCCAGGCAGAGCAGCAGCAGGUUGGUCUGGAACAAGAGCGUCAGACUUUGGCCUCCUUGGAACACAGACUAGAGCAUGCCUUAAGCUUAACCACCUCCAAAGAACUCUGUAGCCUACCUGGACCUUUUGGAGAAACACUUGUGAAGAUUCAAGAAAGUAUCGCACGUUUGAAAGAAAGAAACCUCCAUGUGAUAACUGUUGCUCAGAUGGAAGAGAAGGAGAGACAACAGGUUGUGGAGAAGAUCGGAAAGGUGGAGAAGAGCUUGUUCACCAUUAACGCCGUGCUGGAAACCAACAUGAGUUCAGAACAACACCAGGAGCUGAGAAAAGAUCUGUCUGCUCAGAAGACCAAUAUAAAAUGCAUUGAGGACAGUGUGCGCCAGCAAUAUACUGACAUUCCUUCUGAUAUUGGCAAGCGCAUAGAAACCGUUCAAGAGUCUGUGCUUGCAGCUGAGAAGAAGAUAACAGAACAGAGCCCUGCAGUUAGAAAAGUGGCUUGUCAAAUAACAGAGUUGACUAGUGGCCUGGACCAAGUGAAGACAUCACUGGAGCAAUGGAGUGCCAAUGUCACCGAGGCUAAAAAUAAUCUCAAACAUGUGUGGGACAAGUUGGACUCAUGUCACAGUCGCUUGAUGCUUCUGGAGAGUGAGGUGCAGGAUCUUGUUGAGGAGCAACCAGACCAAGCGCACCUCUUCAUGGACCAGCUGACACAUCCACAGCAGCUCUACCAAAAUGUGGCACAGAUGGCCGAGCAGCGCACUACUUUCCUCAACAAGAUUCCCACCUUUUUGCAAGAGUUUGAAAACCUUCUGAGCAGCGCCACCUGCUGGUUAGAUGAGGCCCAGGCAUGGCUAAGUAACCCCUGCUCUCUUUUGACAGCCAGAGGCCUCCAGAAUCAUGCAAACUCCCUGCAGAUGGUCUUGGAUGAUUCUGCAAGAAUCGGGAGCAGCCUGAAAGAUUACAGACCAGUGUUAGCUGAGAUCUCCGCUGUGUGUGACCUCAGUGCACAGGAGGAACAUAUGGAUAGCAUGGACAAGGAGGUUGAAAAGAUGCAAAAGAACAUUUUGGAGCCACUGGAGCAGCUCCUACAAGCUGCCGGGGAAGUGGAAGCCUUGGAAGAUGAGCUAAAGACUCUGGAGGAAAAUGUCCCAAAAAUUCAAAUAAUUUUAUCUUCUACGAACGACUCCAGCAUCACCUUGACAGAGCAUCUUCACAACCAGCAGGUGAUCCUGGACAAUGUCCACUCGAUGCAAAAGACAUUGGACGAGAUGGAGAGCUACAAAGAAGAUUUACGCCUCCCACAAGAGAUAAAGGAGAGUUUGGUGGUGUUCUCCAGAAUGAAAGUUCUCCUGCAGGUGCUGAAAGAGUUGGAGCAGCUCACUCAGCAACAAGUCAUUCUCAUCCAGGACAAGGUUUUGGAAGAAAAAACAAGAGAAGGACAGGAUAUUGCCCUCAUCUCCAAACUGUGUGCAGAAGUAUCACACUUAGAUGGAUCUCCACAAGGACACUUUGCCCAGGAGGCUUUUGAGGACUCUAAUUCAGAGGAAGAUGUAGACGAAAACGAGAGUUGUCACUCGUCGUCCUCUGACACACUAACAUGCAGUAUUCCCGAGGACCCAGACGACACGCUGUAUGCUUCAGAGGUGCAAGGAGACGACUCGACUGAAAUGAACGCACCAUCGGACGUGAAGGACAUGGUCACUGUAUCUGGGGAAUUUUCUUCUGAAAUUGAGACAAAUUUGGAAAGUGCUGAAAGACUCAGGCUUGAUUCCAUGAACAACGAGCGAGAAAAUGCACAAAGUGGAUUAUUAACAAUGGAAUCCAGACUGGACACAGAAGCUACUGGUGAAGUACUGAAAACUGUGUCACUGGACACCAAUGAAGACCACCUAGCUAUUACAAUCCCGGCACCGAACCACUCCACAGUACCAACAUGUGACACAUUUCCCCAUGCCAAAGAUACACAGUGUGCACUGCAGGACAUAAAGCCUGUUGCUAUCGUUCCAACUACAAGUCAACCCACAGUUACACAUCCAACUCUGGAGCCAAGUGGAGUCAUCAUCAGUGAUUGUGAAGUGGAUCAAAAUACCAAGGAGCCUUCAAAAGUGUCUAUCAUAUUGGGAAAGCCAGACAAGGAUGACACGGAGGAACAAAAGUGGAACCAUCUUCACACUCAAAUCUCUCAGAAACUGCAAACCUUGGAAAAAGGUCAAGAGGAGCAUCAAAUACUCCCAGUUGGGAUGGUUCCAGAAAAAGAGCUGACUGGCUUGACUUCUGCUGUUCUCCAGCAUGCAGAUGAGUCUGUCAACAUGCUGAGUAAAAUAGUGACCUCUGCAGAUGAUCCAUGUGAUAAAGAGCAGUUAUACUUGGCUUCCCAAAGGGUUCUUCUGUGUCUGGAUGCUUUCACUGACCUUUUGUUGACCUCUGGAGGUGCAGGAGAUGUAGAAGACAACCAGUUGAGGAUGUUACACCAAGAGUGUGUGUCGAUGGAGCUGCUGAAUCUGGCUGAAAUGCUGAAGCAUGCAGAGUCAAAAACCAGUCGUGAAGAUCCAGCCGUUGUCAGAAAUUUAGCAUCUCUUCAGAAAUGUCUACACACUAGCCAGAUGCUCCUCACAUCUGGCAGAAAACAAUGCGUAAAAGAUUUGGGUCUCCAAAGUCAACAUCAGGAGCUGUUCUCUCUCUGGCUGGGUUUUAUGGAGGAUAUUCAAGCGGGGCAUAGUGAGAUUUUCCCAAGUGGAUCGGAAACUCCACCUCUGGAGCAGUGUGUGUUGGGUAGACAUGUGAAAGAUAGUUCAGUGGAAAAGACCAUGAUACAGAAAGCGUCCCACUCAUUACUUCACGGACUAAGUCGCCUCCUGGAUCUAGGUGAAAUAUGCCUCGCUGAAUGGCAGGAAAGACCUGCUCGAAACUGCAGCCAACUGCAACAUUGUCUGCUCAGAAACCAAAGGUUCCAGCGGGUUCUUGGAUCUCAGCUAGUUUUUGUGCAACAUUUAUUCCACCGUGAGCUGUUAGCACUUCGGGGUCAGGAGGAUGAGCGAGUGCAGCUGGAAGCUCGAGCCAAAGCUUUGCAGCAGCAGUUUCUGGAGGAGCAAGUAGCUUCUCAAUGGAGGCUCCAGGAAUGGAUCAACUGGGAGGACAAUUGCAGUCAGCUUGGGAAGCUGAUAGAUGAGCUUGACGUCUUCCUCAGUAGUGCCGAAGCAACAGAAGACGAUGGGGAGGAGUCCUUGGUACAACAACGGCUGCAUGCCUGCCAACAAAUUCUGGUCCAGUUGGACAGGAGCAGACCCACUCUGGGAUGGCUCCUGGAUCAGAGACGUGAGCUGCAAGCAGACCCCUCGAUUGCCUACUCAGUCAUUCAGGCAGGUGGCGCUCUGGAGCUGCGUUGGCGAAGUGCAUACAGACACACGGAAAAGGAGGUUCAGCGCUGUGGCAACAUCCGGGACAGCAGGGUCAGAUUCCAGACAGACUUAGCCUGUGUUAGUAAAUGGCUGCUUGACACCAACAAACAACUGAAGAUUUGGUCCAGUCUCGCUGAUUCCUCCGAGGUGAACCAGGAGAGUGUUUGCAGGGGUCUCCUCGAGCUGCUGGAUUUCUCCAUCUCGAUGGAGACCAUGUCUUACCACAAGGAAUCAGCCUCCAGAGAAGCUGCUCGGCUGCUUCGUCUGAGGGAAACUGAAUGUCCCGACCUGAGAGCUCAACUCACAAAACUGGACGUCACCUGGUGCAAGCUCACCUCUGACCUGUCAAACAUUCAAGAUCAGCUGCAACAGAAGCUGCUCCUCAUGUGGCCCCCUUUGAAGCUGCUGUCUGAUUUGGUGGACUGGCUCAAGAAAGUGGAGUUCCAACUGAACCAGCACAGAGAAGAGGUCCACCAGGACAAAGACGCUGCUCGGAUCACUACGACCCUGCAACACUACCAGGCAUUAAAAGCAUCUUUGAUCAAAGGGCAGCUUCUUCUCGAUUUCCUCUCCCAAACUGGGCCUCGGGUGGAGGGAAUGGAUGUGCAGGCUCUCCGUUCGGAACGGACAAUGUAUGCACAGAAACUUGGUGCUCUCAGACAACAGUGGCUUCACCUGCAAGGGGCGCUGGAGAGCCAGAUUCAUGCAGAUGGACUGCUUCAUCAUGCUUGUACAGCCAGAGAGAAACAGUUGGAGCAUCUUUGUCGCUCAGUGGAACAGCAGAAAAAGCAAUUGAGUCAGUGGAAACUGUCCACUGGUCAAACGCAGACUCGUAAGAUUCUGCAGGAGUGGGAGACUGUUGUUGGAAGAGUAAAAGAGGUGGCUGCAGCUUUGCUGGGCAUGAAAGCCACACCUGUGUUCCCUGAAAAGGAGCACCCAUGUGAUGUUGCGUUUUGGGAACGGGCUGAGACUGCCAGUCGUGCUUGUGAGGAUCUCAGUCAGCAGAUCCAAGCUUUGUAUCCCGCUUUGGAGCUCACUGAGAAGGAAUGGACUUGUUUGGACCAAAAUCUGAGGGAGGUUUCUUUGAACACCAGUAGGGUCCGCUCUACCUUGCAGCUUCACAGAACACCCCUGUUUUCACUGAAGCAGACAGAAGAUUACAUUGAGCACAUUCAGCAACUCCAGAAGAGGGUUGGACAAGGGGAGGAGCUUUGGAAGGAUAUCAACCAAUCAUUUCAGAGUCUUUUAAAAACUCUUGAUGGGAGAACAUUGCACUCAAUUGGUGACCGGAUGGAACAAGAGCGACAGCGGAGGGAGGAUGUGUUAGAGGACCUGAAGAACGAACACAAGAAGACGGAACGGAUUCUCACCCUCUGGCAGCAGUAUAAUCCCGCUUGGAAUACUUGCUCCCUUCAGCUGGAACACCUGUGGAAUCAGUUCUCCUCCUGUCCCCCUCAACAGGAACCGCAGGUCACAGUCCUCUCAGUGGAGAAAUUACAGAAUCUUGCAGAAGAACUGCAAAACAGUGUGGCAGAUGUGUUGGCCUUAUCGAAGACUCUCGCCGGAUGUCUCCAACCACCGGCUGCCAAUUUGCUGGAAUCACAGAGCAGACAGCUGUCCCUUGAGGUCCUGCUCCUGAACCAAGCAAUUGGAGACAAAAAGAAAAGCCUUCAGGAAGAUGUAGACAACUACCAACUCUUCCACACGCAGCUGGAAGCGCUUGAACAGCAGACACAGACAACACUGUAUAGAGAAGACUCCUGCAUAAACGACAAAGACGUUGUCAAGCAGGAGCUCCUAAAACUCAUUGAACUGCUUCCAUCACUGGUUGAUGUCAGCGAGAUGAGCGGCUAUGUGAGCCUCAGCAAGCAGGAGACAGAGACGCUGCACAUGCUUAGCAACCAAUGGACCCACAGUGUGACUCACAUGUCUUUUGUAUACAGAACUCUGCAACGCAAUCAACAGCAGUCCCAAGACUUUCACCAGAAGUGUAAGGAGCUGACGUCCAUUCUGGAGGAGCUGGAGUCAGAACCUCAAAGUGGCUUCAACCUCCAAGAGAUCAUCACUGUCCAGCAGAGGCGUCAGAUUGAAAUGAUUACUGGACAAGAGCUUCUCCAAAGUCUACUCCGAGAUGCAGUGAAGUCCAUGGAAAUGCCAAAAGGGGGAAAAUCUGAACUCAAGACCCAAGUGGUCCAACUACGGGGGAGGUGGUUUAGGUCUGUGUCGUUGGCAAGCCAGCACUGGGCUGCAACAAGAGAACAGAUCUACCGAUGCAGGGUCUAUAGACGUGGCAUGAAGCUGCUGGGGAAGACACUGAGGGCUGUUGACAACCUGCUGUCCCCCUCUCAGCCUUCAUUCUUCACUUUAAAGCAGCUUCAGAGCCUUGCAGAUGGAUGCCAGUGUGUUGAAGACGCGGUGGGGCUCCACCAAUCCAAGUUCACAAAGAUUAUGGAGGCUGGCAGACGUCUGUGUGAGACCACAUUAGAAUCAGACAGCCUCCAGUCUGAGAUCCAGUCCAUAGAAGGGGCCUGGAAACGCACUAACUCACUGCUGGAGGAGAGGAGAGCCCUGGUUGGCGCCGCUGUUCAGGACUGGUGCAAGUGUCAGGAUGGAAUAAGCAGCAUCAUGUCUGAGCUGGAUGAGCUGAGGAACCACUUCUAUAGGCAGCCGGUUGCCAAGAUGGCCACAUCUGAGGCAGAGGAGCUAAUUCAGAAGACGGACCUCUCUCUGCGCCAUCUAGACGGCGGAUUGAAGGACCUGGCCUCCAUGAAGACCGACUUGUUCCAAUAUGUGGCGACGGGUGACUCGGCUCUGCUGGAGCAGCAGCUGGAGCAACUCCACGUCCAAUGGGAAGAACUGUGCACCAAGGUGUCCUUACGCAGACAGGAAGUGGCAGACCGUCUCAACGCCUGGACUAUUUUUAAUGACAAAAACAAGGAAUUCUGCGAUUGGCUCACCCAGUUGGAGAAGAAGGUGUGCCACAGUGCAGAUCUCAGCAUUGAAGAAAUGGUGGAGAAGCUGAAAAAGGAUUGCAUGGAGGAAAUCAAUUUGUUCAGUGAGAAUAAAAGCCACCUGAAGCAGCUGGGGGAGCAGCUUAUUUUAGCCAGCGACGAGGCCAAGCAGACCCAAGUGUGCGGCUCUCUGGAUGAAGUUAACCAGCGAUGGCACAACCUCUUCCAUCACAUUGAAGCCAGGGUGAGGAAGUUAAAGGAAACUUUAGUGACGGUGCAGCAGUUGGACAAAAACAUGAGUAACCUCCGAUCCUGGCUUUCCCGCGUUGAGGCCGAGCUAUCCAGGCCCAUCACCUACAGUGUGUGCCAUCACCAGGAAAUCCAGAGGAGGCUGGCUGAACAGCAGGAGCUGCAACGGGACAUCGAGCAGCACACAGAGGGCGUGGCGUCGGUGCUCAGCCUGUGCGACGUUUUGCUGGGGGACGAAGAUGCUGCUGGCGCCACCGAGGCAGAAAGCGAUUCCCUGCAGGAGACCAGUCGUAGCCUGGACCAGCGCUGGAGGACCAUCUGUGCCAUGGCUCUGGACAGGAGGCUCAGAAUUGAGGAAACAUGGAGACUGUGGUGCAAGUUCCUAGAAGACUACUCGCGAUUUGAGGAUUGGCUCAAGAUGGCUGAGCACACUGCUGCCAACCCCAACUCAGGAGACGUCCUUUAUUCAGUCGCGAAGGAGGAGCUGAAGAAAUUUGAGAGUUUUCAAAGGCAGGUCCAUGAGCGACUGACCCAGUUAGAACUCGUCAACAACCAAUACCGCCGCCUGGCCAGGGAGAACCGUACGGACCGUGCCAGCCAGCUUAGAGCUAUGGUCCAUGAAGGCAACCGACGCUGGGACACUCUGCACCGACGUGUGGCUGCCAUCCUCCGCAGGCUCAAGCAUUUUACCGGUCAGAGGGAAGAAUUUGAAAGCACCAGGGAGAGCAUGCUGGUGUGGCUAACGGAACUGGACUUGCAGCUAACCAACGUCGAGCACUUUUCCGAGAGCGACGUCCAUCACAAGAUACAACAGCUUAGUAGUUUCCAGAAGGAGAUCACCAUCAACACCGAGCGCAUAGAUGGGCUGAUCGUGUUUGGAGAAGGUCUGAUCCAGAGGAGCUCACCCCAGGAUGCUGCUCUGAUAGAAGACGAGCUGGAGGAGCUUCACUCUUACUGCCAGGAGGUUUUCAGCCGACUGGUCCGCUUCCAUCAACGUCUCAGCCAACCUCCAAUCAUCACUGAACCAGAGUUCCAUGGCUCCAGCUUUUCCAUGGAGUCCAGCCUGGAGCUGAUUUGUCGGCCGUGGCUCGGCCGGAGCCAAGGCAGCCAACCAAACACGCCCUCGCACCUGCUGACCUCGCCCCUGGAGCAUUCCGGGAGGGAGACACCAGUUAGCGUGGACUCGCUACCGUUAGAGUGGGACCACACCGGGGAUGUCGGAGGGUCAUCUUCCCAUGAGGAUGACGAGGAACAUGAGGGGCACGAGGAAGAUGGAGUUUACUUCAGCGCUUUGUCAGUAUCAUCCCGAAUCAAUGAUUCAGUAUCAUUGGCUGCCUAUGAGAGUCCAAGAUGGCGGUCACCAGAAGGGGACACGGACGCAUGCGAUGAUGUGGCAUUACCCACCCUGACCAGCACCCCCCGAAAGCAGGGCUAUGAGCGUCAGACGUCACAGUGCAGCAACGACACUGAAGACCUUAAAAGAGUUUCUCUGAUCCUGGAUGACGAGGAGCAGCCAGAGAUUGGUCUGACGAGCUUCGCUGCCUCAGACCAACAGUCAGGUGUCAUCGAACGCUGGGAGCUUCUCCAGGCUCAGUCCAGGAACCAGCGACAAGAUAGUCUACUGGAUCCCCAACAUGUCACAUAUGACCUUGAUGAUGUAAUUUCCUGGUUAGACACCAUUCAUCCGGAACUAGAGCGCCUCCUGCAGUCUCAGCCGAGCAACACAUUGGUUGACAUGACGGCCAGAGCUAAAGAGCUGAAGGAGUUGCAGAAGAUGUUUACUCGCUACAAGGGAGUCAUGUUGUCAAUCAACCUGAGGGCUCUGGAUGUCCCCGAGCAGCAGGAGAGGCUGGCUGGUCUGAAUCGAGCCUGGACCCGAGCUUCUACAGUUCUCCAACAGUGGGACACCAGUCUGAGGCGGACUCUGAUGCGCUGCCAGGACUACCAUGACAGCCUCCACUCUUUGCUGCUGUGGUUGGCCCACGCUGACAAGAAACGCCACACGGUGGACAUCAGGCAUCCAGAAACACCUGUGCAAGCUCUCAAACAGCACCAUCACACCCUCAAAGUCCUGCAAAAGGAGCUGCUGGAGAGGCAGACUCAGCAGGCUUCCCUCCAGGCUCUGUGGUCUCAGCUCCAGCCAGAGGAAGAAUCGGAGGGAAGCGACGAAACCCAGGAGAAGCUCCACGUGACGGGCACCAAACUGAAGUUGCUCCUGGAAGACGUGUCCCAAGACUUGAGCAUCCUUGAACAACAGCGUCUGGAUUGGGACACGAAUGAAGGUCAAAACAUUCCUCCAGAUUCUUCUCAAGAGGUUGCUCACAAAGAAAAAUCCACUAAAAGAAGAGACCCGUCCCCACCUCGGUCCUUCUUCUACCGGGUGCUGAGAGCCGCCAUCCCCUUUCACCUCCUCCUGCUGCUUCUGCUUCUCCUCCCCUGUUUGGUGCCUCAGUCGGAGCGAGACUCGAGCUGCUCUGAAGCCAACAACUUUGCCCGGUCCUUUCACCCCAUGUUGCGCUACACAAACGGACCGCCGCCGACCUGAGGGAGGAAGAGAAGAUGCUGGACUUUUUUCUAAAGUCCUGGUUUCCUCAACAAAAAUACCCAAAGUGUAGAAUUAGGAUAUUUAUGUGUGUAUUUGUUACAUGAAUACACAUUUAAUUUGAUGACUUAGCAAGUCCUGUUGUGCUCAUACACAAAAGUAUUGGGACACUUGGUCAUUAUACCUGCGCAGGAAGACAAGAAAGUUGGGGUGAAAUUUCAGGAUGAAUUUCUGAACGCAUUCUAUGUCCAAAUUGAAAUUCAGGUGUCUGAACAGGUGUGAAUGGACCUGGACUUGGUUCAGUUCUUUUCUUCUCAGGAGGGAUGCGGCCACUGAGCUUAGAGUUGUGCUAAAAAUACCAAAACAUCGAACAGUUGGACGUGUGUAUUCAAACGUUUAGAGAAGGCCACAUUACGUUCACCUGUAAAGGUUAGAUUGCAUCUUAGACUCAGACUAAAUCUGACCCAAUCAUCAUUUCAUGUGAAAUAUUUGACGUUAGGGUUUUGCUUCCUAUAGUUUACACGUAGUCAUAUCAAGUUUCUAUUUUGUAAAUGUUUCUUUUUUUUCUAUGCUGAUGAUUUUUGUAUGUGUACAUUAUUAUAUUUCCAUCAUAAAUGGAACAUGCACUGUCAAACACACUGUAGAUGUAGCACUGUUUCAUAUCAUGUACAGAAUUGAAUAAUAUAAUAAUUUAUAACCACUCCAGACACCUUUUAGUCAUUUUUAUGGGCCUGCUGGGCCAGCAUUUGAGACCCAACUUGUUGGCUUUCAAGUUAUGCCUUUUAAACUACAGUGGAACCUCCUGUUUUUGUUAUUAAUUUAUUCCAAAAAACAGACAAUUUUUACCAAUUAAUCCCACCCAUAUCUCCAACUAUAGUAACAAAAUAUAUAUUU